AUGGGGCGCGGCAGCGGCACCUUCGAGCGUCUCCUAGACAAAGCCACCAGCCAGCUGCUGCUGGAGACCGACUGGGAGUCCAUCCUGCAGAUAUGCGACCUGAUCCGCCAAGGAGACACUCAGGCAAAGUAUGCUGUGAGUGCCAUCAAGAAGAAAGUCAAUGACAAGAACCCCCACGUGGCCCUGUAUGCCCUCGAGGUCAUGGAGUCAGUGGUAAAGAACUGUGGCCAGACCGUCCAUGAUGAGGUGGCCAACAAGCAGACGAUGGAGGAGCUGAAGGAGCUGCUGAAGAGGCAGGUAGAAGUCAACGUGCGGAACAAGGUUCUAUACCUGAUCCAGGCCUGGGCGCACGCCUUCCGGAACGAGCCCAAGUACAAGGUGGUACAGGACACCUACCAGAUCAUGAAGGUGGAGGGACAUGUCUUCCCAGAGUUCAAGGAGAGCGAUGCCAUGUUUGCUGCAGAGCGGGCCCCGGACUGGGUGGAUGCCGAGGAGUGCCACCGGUGUCGUGUGCAGUUCAGUGUGGUGACGCGCAAGCACCACUGCCGGGCGUGUGGGCAGAUCUUCUGUGGCAAGUGCUCCUCCAAGUACUCCACCAUCCCCAAGUUCGGGAUCGAGAAGGAGGUGCGCGUGUGUGAGCCCUGCUAUGAGCAGCUGAACAAGAAAGCGGAAGGAAAAGCCGCCCCUACCCCUGAGCUGCCGCCCGAGUACCUGACCAGCCCCCUGUCACAGCAGUCCCAGCUGCCCCCCAAGAGGGAUGAGACAGCACUGCAGGAGGAGGAGGAGCUGCAGCUGGCCCUGGCCUUGUCGCAGUCGGAGGCCGAGGAGAAGGAGCGCAUGAGACAGAAGUCCACUUACACCGCGUACCCCAAGGCGGAGCCCCCACCCGUGGCCUCGUCCGCACCCCCUGCCAGCAGCCUGUACUCCUCACCCGUGAACUCAUCAGCACCUCUGGCUGAGGACAUUGAUCCCGAGCUUGCUCGGUAUCUGAACCGCAACUACUGGGAGAAGAAGCAGGAGGAGGCACGCAAGAGCCCCACACCCUCGGCGCCUGUGCCCCUGGCCGAGCCGGCUGCCCUGUCCAGGGAAGGGCACGCGGCCCCGGGGAGCACAGUGGAGGUGCCCCUCCCAGAGCCUGACUCUCAACCCGUUGCACCCUCUGGGGGUCCUUUCAGUGAGCAGCAGUUCCAGAACGGGGAGUCGGAGGAGAGCCACGAGCAGUUCCUGAAGGGCCUGCAGAAUGCCGUGACCACCUUUGUCAACCGCAUGAAGAGCAACCACAUACGAGGCCGGAGCAUCACCAACGACUCGGCCGUGCUCUCCCUGUUCCAGGCCAUCAACGGCAUGCACCCCCAGCUCCUGGAGCUGCUCAACCAGCUGGACGAGCGUCGGCUCUACUACGAGGGCCUGCAGGACAAGCUGGCCCAGAUCCGUGAUGCCCGGGGGGCCCUCAGCGCCCUGCGGGAGGAGCACCGAGAAAAGGUGCGCCGGGCGGCUGAGGAGGCCGAGCGCCAGCGCCAGAUCCAGCUGGCCCACAAGCUGGAGAUCAUGCGGCAGAAGAAGCAGGAGUACCUGGAAGUGCAGCGGCAGCUGGCCAUCCAGCGCCUACAGGAGCAGGAGAAGGAGCGGCAGCUGCGCCUGGAGCAGCAGAAGCAGACGGUGCAGAUGCGCGCCCAGAUGCCGGCCUUCCCCCUGCCCUACGCCCAGCUCCAGGCCAUGCCCACGGCUGGGGGUGUCAUCUACCAGCCCUCAGGCCCCACCAGCUUCCCCGGCACCUUCAGCCCAGCAGGCUCCGUGGAAGGCUCCCCCAUGCACACAGUAUACAUGAACCAGCCCGCCCAGUCCGGCGGCCCCUACCCCAGCAUGCCUGUGGCAGGAGCAGAUCCCAGCAUGGUGAGCGCCUACAUGUUCCCGGCAGGGGCUGCAGGUGGGCAGGCCACACCCCCAGGCCAGGCAGGGCCCGCCGCCAGCCCAGCCUACUCAUCCUACCAGCCCACGCCUACACAGGCCUACCAGGGCAUGGCCUCGCAGGCCCCACAGAGCCUCCCGACCCUGCCCCAGCCGCCACCGCAGCCUGGGACCGUGGGCUACAUGGGGAGUCAGUCAGUGUCUGUCGGGUAUCAGCCCUACAGCAUGCAGAACCUCAUGACCACCCUCCCCAGCCAGGACACGCCUCUGCCCCCCCAGCAGCCCUACCUCUCAGGGCAGCAGCCUGUAUACCAGCAGAUGGCGCCCACUGCGGGGCCCCCACAGCAGCCCCCACCCGUGGCACAGCAGCUGCCGGCACAGGGGCUGCCGGUCCAGGGGAGCGAGGCUCAACUCAUUUCCUUCGACUGA
This is a messenger RNA of Orycteropus afer afer, 2337 nucleotides long. RefSeq names its product hepatocyte growth factor-regulated tyrosine kinase substrate (gene HGS). The coding region runs from base 1 to 2337 and encodes 778 amino acids. The record is from RefSeq and is a predicted model, not a curated record. NCBI's taxonomy places the organism in Eukaryota, Metazoa, Chordata, Mammalia, Tubulidentata, Orycteropodidae. The transcript has 22 exons. Gene Ontology annotation, molecular function: ubiquitin binding; phosphatidylinositol binding; metal ion binding.